Molecule: messenger RNA, 3908 nt
Organism: Sceloporus undulatus (fence lizard)
Lineage: Eukaryota; Metazoa; Chordata; Lepidosauria; Squamata; Phrynosomatidae
Gene: KIFC1
Product: kinesin family member C1
Exons: 16
Coding region: 1774-3699 (641 amino acids)
Biological process (GO): microtubule-based movement
Molecular function (GO): microtubule motor activity; ATP binding; microtubule binding
Source: RefSeq, a predicted model, not a curated record
UUUGCGCGGCGCUACGAGGAGACCGGAGCAGGAACGGCAACUGCCGCUGCUCUCUCCCGUCGCCGCUUGGAAGGCCGCCCGCGCGGGGCUCUGGGUCUGUCUGUGUCCGCAGAGGAGCGGGAGGAGGAGGAAGCUGGGCGGCUGGGGCUCAGCGGCUACGGGCUUCUAGAGAGAGAGAGCCAGGCCGAUCCCUACCGGGAUCUGUCUGUCUAUAGAGGUAUGUGCCCCUGAGGGGAGGAAGGCCAGGCCAGCCCCUCUGACGGCCCCGUCUCCAGGCAGAAGGGCCGGAAAGCAGCACGGCCUCCAGGACGCCGGGUGGGGUGCCAGCCGGGAGGAUGGGCCUCGCAGCCCCGUAAGGGCCAUAGGCAGACCCUCUCUGUCAGCCUUUUGUCCGCCCAGGGAACCGCUGCCCUUGUUAAUAGCCGUCGUCACACUCUCUCAGCCCCAGGAAGCAGCAGCAGCAGCAGCAACAGCCGCCGCCAUUAUUACUGUCCUGGUGGAUUCUUUCUAUCCUGGCUCCCUCCCAACUGCCGGAGUCAGGGAGGCAGGCAGGCACUGGUCCUGUCUACUCAAGGCCCAGAGCGCAGCGGAGCUUAAGGAAGGAGGGCCCCACAACAGACUCCAACUCCCAGAAUGCCAUAGCCUUGAGCCGGGAUGCAGCCUUGAUAGGUUGAGUUACGUUCAGGUCUGAGGCUUGCCAUUGCCUCCUGCUGAGGCCGAGAAGAGCGGGGUUCGAAGAGUCCAUGUUUGUGGCUUGUGCGCCUUUCCCUCUCUCUCUCUCUCUCUCUCUGCAUCAGAGUCCAUUUAGCUUAUGUCCCGUCUCCAUCCAUCGCUCUGUCCUUCCAUCAGUACAGAAGUCCCCUCCUCCCCAUCAUUACAGGGAAGACAAACUGAACUGUGCCUCGAAAGGGCCGCCUUCUUCAAUCUUCCCUGGCAUCUUCUCUUUGCCUCUUGUCUCCCUUCAAGUUGUUUCCGACCCGGCGGCCCUGGGAUGGGUUUUCUUGGCCAGGUUUGCCUGUCUUUGCAUUCCUCCAAGGCUGAGAGAAUGUGACUUGCCAAGGGAUGUCCCAUGGCUGUCCCUGACAAGCAGGGAUUCGAACCCUGUGGGCCUCCAGUCAUAAUCCCACAUGGAUGGGGAGUUUGACUUGUGAGCUGCCUUGGAAAAGCCACAAAUAAAAGAUCCCACUGUUCUUUGUCCUUGAGAGAAGACCUCUCUAGGAAUCUCCAGGUCCUCCAGGGCAACUCUGUGGUCAACAUCUGCCAGAGGUUGGUCCCAGAGCCAGGCUGGAAGACCUACAAAUGCCUAGAGAAGGCCAGCAUCCGGCAGAAUUGCGCUGGAGGAUCUGGAGAUUCACAGAGAGAACAUAGGAAUGAAAUCUGCAAAUAAUCAAAGCCACAGAAGUCAAUGCUGCAGAGGACCAGUUGUAAUAGAAAUAAAUCCUCCAUCACAAGCCCUGCGAGACGCCCAUGUUGUGGUAGCUAUCCAGCGCGGUCCAAAGUGGCUCCUCUCUUCCGGAAGACAAAAUGCAGGAGCCAGAAGGGAUUUGGGUUUGGGGAGGGACAGGGUCCGGUGCCUCUGCCUUUGUGUGUAGGAGGGGGGGUCUACUGUGCCAGAGGCUUGCGGGGUGAUAAUGUUGUGCCUUGACUUGUGUGUGUGUGUGUGUGUGUGUGGUGUUGCAGUGUCCUGUGGCACCUGGACGACUGCCAGACCCGUGGGAGAGUCCUCCAGAGGGGCCACUCUGUUUGGACCAGCCAUUGAUCCCACUCCAGGCCAUGGAGGCCCCGGCUCCACUUAAGGCCACCAUGGAGAAAGAGGGCCCCCUCCUGCCAAAAGGCUCCUCCCGGCUCCCAGUGCCCUGCCUGCGGCCCAAGCGGCCAGCCCCCAAUGAGAACGAGCCCCCACAGCCCCUCCAGAAACGCGCCCGGGGAGACCCCUCCGCCGCUAAGAGAGGAGCCAUGACCAUUGCCACAUCUCAAUGCAGGGCACUGGCAAUGGUGGCAGCGGCCCCUGCUGCCCACCGAAACCUCCGCAGGGGACUUGUUUCAACCCGUCAGGCAGUUCCUGUGGGGCCCCCCAAACCAGCCUCUACUUCUUCUGCCACCACUGGGAAGCGGGCCCCCUGGGACCUGAAGGGGCAGGUGAGCGACCUCCGGUCGAAGGUGGGAACCUACAAGGAGAAGCUCCAGGGCCUGGCCGGGGAGAACGAGGCCCUCCGGCUCCAGGUGGCUGAGCUCCAGGCAGGGCUGGGACAGGCAAAGGCCCAAGCAGAGGAGCUCAGCGGACAGGCCAGCACUUUAGCCUCAGAGCUGCAGGUCAGUCAGGAGCAGGCCAAGGAGAACAGCCAGAAGGUCUCGGAGCUGCUAGUCAAGGAGCAGGAGCUGGAGGAGACCCUCCGGAGCCAGGCUUCAGCCAUCAGCCACCUAGAAUCGGCUGGCCAGGAGGCAAAGGAGGCCAAUGGGUUGCUGGCGGCCCAGCUGGAGACCAGAGAGGCGGAGCUACUUCGCACGGAGGUGGACCUGGCUGAGCAGAGGGCCCAGAGGGAGGCCCUGGAGGUCCGGGUGGCUGAACUGGAGCAGAAGCUGCAUGAAUCGGAGAUGGAGCGCCGACACCUGCACAACGCCGUUCAGGAGCUGAAGGGUAACAUCCGGGUGUUCUGCCGCGUGCGGCCGCUGCUGCCUUGCGAGAAGGAGGCCCAGAAGGGGAUGGCACACCUCCACUUCCCUCCGGAAGACAGGAAGAGCCUUGUCCUCUCCAAGGCAGAAGAGUCCCACGUCGGCCGCGAGCGCAAGGAGGACAUCACCUAUGAGUUCAACUUCGACCGGGUCUUCCCUCCCUCCAGCUCCCAGGCCGAAGUCUUUGAAGAGAUUGCGCUGCUGGUGCAGUCUGCCCUGGACGGGUACCACGUCUGUAUCUUUGCCUACGGUCAGACGGGGAGUGGCAAGACCUACACAAUGGAGGGGCCAGACAAGAUGGAGCCAGACACGGUGGGCAUGAUCCCGCGGGCUGUGCGGCAGAUCUUCCAGACCGCCCGGGAGAUGGAGGCCAAGGGAUGGAAGUACCAGUUCAUGGCCAACUUCCUGGAGAUCUACAACGAGUCCCUCAGGGACCUGCUGGUGUUGCGACCGGAGCAGAGCCCUGAGCUGGAGAUCCGGAGGGUCAGUCCGCACACUGAGGAGCUCCAUGUCCCCAACCUCAGCUACGUCCCUGUCGCCUCAGAGCAGGAGGUGCUGAGGCUGCUCCAGCGAGCCAAAGCCCACCGCUCCGUGGCCCGGACCAGCCUCAACGAGCGCUCUUCCCGCAGCCACAGCCUCUUCCAGCUCCACAUCGAGGGCCAGAACGUCCCCCGGGAACUCCACACCACCUCGGUGUUGAGCCUGGUGGACUUGGCGGGCAGCGAGCGGCUAGACAAGUCCCUCUCAAAGGGGGAGCGGCUGAAGGAGACCCAGGCCAUCAACAGCAGCCUCUCCAACCUGGGCCUGGUCAUUAUGGCCCUCAGCAACAAGGAGGCCCACAUCCCCUACCGCAACAGCAAGCUCACCUACCUGCUCCAGAACUCCCUGGGAGGCAGUUCCAAGAUGCUGAUGUUUGUUAACAUCUCCCCCUUGGAGGAGAACUUUGGGGAGUCCCUCAGCUCCCUCCGCUUUGCCAGAAAGGUGAACGAGUGUGUCAUCGGAACGGCAUCGGCCAACCGGAAAUGAGCGCCUCUCGGGCCAGAGGCUUUGCUGGCCGCGCAAUGGACCUGGGACGGCUCACAGUCAACCACUGGCCAAAGGGGGAGACAUCCCCAGUUCUUCUCUUCUCUUUCUUUCUCUCAUUGCCUUUUUUACUUUGUAAAGUUCAUUUUUAAAAGCCAGUAAACGUAUUAAAGUUUUUGAACAAAGAAGGGCAGAGGAUGGUCUGUCCUUGC